AUGACAGUCCCACAUGAUACCCAGUCCGCCGUACUCCUCGCCCACGUCGCGACACAAUUGCAGCUCAAUGUCUCCUUCCUCGAGUCUCAGAACUACAUGUCUACCGAAGACGCCAGCACCAUGCGUGAAAUUGUAUCACGACUACCCGGCGGCGCCGGUCAGUCAGUUGUCACAACCAGCGUCAGGGUUGUCAGUCCAGCUGUCAUGCCUAGAGCGAUCCCCCCUCCACCUGUUCAAGCGCCUGUGAUCUCAUCCUCUCCCUCACAGCAACCUAGAUUCGCGAAAGCGACCUGGGCAUACAACGAGGACGGUUCAGAGCCAAACGAUCUCUCGUUCUCUGCUGGCGAACUCAUCGAGGUUGUCUCAGAGAAGAACCAAGAUUGGUGGCUCGGUCGCGCACGCGGUCGGGAGGCUCUAUUCCCGUCUAAUCAUGUCGAGAGAUUAGACGCUUCUGCCCCUGCACAAGUUGAUGGAGUUGCGACGACAGCGAAGAAACCGUACAGGCCAUUUGGUGCCGCUUUGCAUGGGAUGGAUAAGCCUCCCGCUGCGGGUGUAGGCGUCAACUCUGUUGGUCUGCAGGAAGCAUCUGGUCAGGCGGAAAAGAAGAAUAAAUUCGGCAAGUAUGGCAAUACGAUGGCCCACUCAGCUGCAGGAGGUGUCGGGUUUGGUGCUGGUGCUGCCAUUGGCGGUGGAUUAGUCAGAGCGAUAUUCUGA
This is a messenger RNA of Suillus paluster, 714 nucleotides long. RefSeq names its product SH3-domain-containing protein. Gene Ontology annotation, biological process: protein transport to vacuole involved in ubiquitin-dependent protein catabolic process via the multivesicular body sorting pathway. NCBI's taxonomy places the organism in Eukaryota, Fungi, Basidiomycota, Agaricomycetes, Boletales, Suillaceae. Gene Ontology annotation, molecular function: protein binding. The record is from RefSeq and is a predicted model, not a curated record. Gene Ontology annotation, cellular component: ESCRT-0 complex. The transcript has 4 exons. Bases 1 to 714 code for a protein of 237 amino acids.